ACCCAUUUCUCAAAAUUUCAAAAACACACAGCCUGAGACUCUGAGUGCCUCGAUCUCCUUCUCUUCUCAUCACCCAGAUCUCGCUCUUUCCGUCGACAGAUCCGAUCGAGAAAAAAAGAAGAAGCAAAGAUGGAGAGUUUGAUUUCUCUAGUGAACAAGAUACAGAGAGCCUGCACGGCUCUAGGCGACCACGGAGAAGCAUCUGCAUUGCCUACUCUUUGGGACUCGUUGCCAGCGAUCGCCGUCGUCGGUGGUCAGAGUUCGGGAAAGUCUUCGGUGUUGGAGAGUAUUGUCGGCAAGGAUUUCUUACCUCGUGGAUCUGGGAUUGUUACCAGGCGACCUCUUGUGCUGCAACUCCAUAAGAUUGAUGAAGGCAGUAGAGAGUACGCGGAGUUUCUCCACCUUCCGAGAAAAAGGUUCACUGAUUUUGCUGCUGUGAGGAAAGAAAUUCAAGAUGAGACGGAUCGAGAGACUGGUCGAACCAAACAAAUCUCCAGUGUUCCAAUUCAUCUCAGCAUAUAUUCUCCUAAUGUUGUCAACUUGACGCUGAUUGACCUUCCUGGACUAACAAAGGUUGCAGUUGAGGGUCAACAGGAUAGCAUUGUGCAGGAUAUUGAGAAUAUGGUCCGGUCUUACAUUGAGAAGCCAAACUGUAUAAUUUUAGCAAUUUCACCCGCUAAUCAAGAUUUGGCUACAUCGGAUGCAAUUAAAAUAUCGCGUGAGGUGGACCCUACAGGGGAGAGGACAUUUGGAGUUUUGACAAAGAUUGAUCUGAUGGACAAGGGUACCAAUGCAGUUGAUAUAUUGGAAGGAAAAGCUUUUCGGCUAAAAUUUCCAUGGGUUGGUGUUGUGAACCGUUCUCAAGCGGAUAUAAAUAAGAACGUUGACAUGAUUGCUGCUCGGCGCAGAGAGCAUGAGUAUUUUGCCAACACACCAGAAUAUAAGCACCUUGCCCACAGAAUGGGUUCUGAGCAUCUUGCUAAGAUGCUCUCAAAGCAUUUGGAAACUGUAAUCAAGUCCAGAAUCCCUGGCAUUCAGUCCCUUAUUAAUAAAACAGUUGCUGAACUUGAAGCUGAAUUGAGUCGUCUAGGAAAGCCUAUUGCUGCGGAUGCUGGAGGAAAGUUGUACACAAUCAUGGAGAUUUGCCGUCUUUUUGAUCAAAUUUACAAAGAACAUCUAGAUGGAGUGCGGCCUGGUGGUGAUAAAAUUUACCAUGUGUUUGAUAACCAGCUUCCUGCUGCCCUGAAAAGGUUACAAUUUGACAAGCAACUUUCAAUGGAAAAUAUUCGGAAGCUCAUUACCGAAGCUGAUGGAUAUCAACCUCAUCUAAUAGCUCCUGAACAAGGAUACCGCCGUCUGAUUGAAUCGUCACUAGUGACUAUUAGAGGUCCUGCUGAGGCGGCUGUUGAUGCGGUUCAUUCCUUGUUGAAGGAUCUGGUUCACAAGGCCAUCAAUGAGACUCCAGAAUUAAAGCAGUACCCUGCUCUCAGGGUCGAGGUUGGAAAUGCUGCUAUUGAGUCACUUGAAAGAAUGAGAGAACAAAGCAAAAAAGCAACACUUCAGUUAGUUGAUAUGGAAUGUAGUUACCUGACUGUUGAUUUCUUCCGCAAGCUUCCUCAAGAUGUUGAGAAGGGUGGAAACCCAUCGCAGUCAAUUUUUGACAGAUACAAUGAUACAUAUCUGAGGCGAAUUGGAACAACUAUUUUGUCUUACGUAACUAUGGUGUGUGCUAGUCUUCGCAAUUCCAUACCCAAGUCUGUGGUUUAUUGUCAAGUACGAGAAGCUAAACGAAGCUUACUUGACCACUUCUUCACUGAGUUGGGAAAACUUGAGCAAAAACGGCUAUCUUCAUUGUUGAAUGAAGAUCCAGCAGUCAUGGAGCGACGCAGUGCCCUAGCCAAGAGGUUAGAACUGUACAGGAGUGCACAAGCAGAAAUUGAUGCUGUUGCUUGGUCCAAGUAGACACGCUUUUAUGAAAGGAUUUUGACUUGAGGCAAGAUAUCAUUCUUUCAUUUUGUAUCUAAUUGUCAUACUAUGGCAAAAUGGGAACGGGGUAUUUUAUUGUACUUUAUUUGGCUAUGAAGGAGCCGAGAUAUAUGUUCAGUCGUCUUUCACUGGGUGACUUGACUUGAUUGGGUUUGUGUAUGCUACAUUUAUAAUAUCUUUAAUCGGUACACAAAUCAUAUGAA
Rubroshorea leprosula is the source of this 2189-nucleotide messenger RNA. The record is from the annotation of a GenBank genome assembly. Lineage: Eukaryota; Viridiplantae; Streptophyta; Magnoliopsida; Malvales; Dipterocarpaceae.